Molecule: messenger RNA, 6313 nt
Organism: Patella vulgata (common limpet)
Lineage: Eukaryota; Metazoa; Mollusca; Gastropoda; Patellidae
Exons: 2
Coding region: 159-1334 (391 amino acids)
Biological process (GO): lipid metabolic process
Molecular function (GO): oxidoreductase activity
Source: RefSeq, a predicted model, not a curated record
UUUGUUUAUCGGUUGGUUUUACCUACUUGCUCAGACCAUGUUUAGUUUUUAACAUGAGUGUGUGUAAGGUGAUUUUGACACCGCCGGUACGGGCGAAUAUUAUUAUCAUUCACUAGCUAAUUUCACACAGGUCAACAAGCUGAACGAAUACAGUGGCCAUGGAACCUACAAAAUCAAACAGGGUGUCGAAAUUGUGGAUGUUUCUAGCAAAGGUUGCGCUGGUAACACUAGUCCAAGAGGAGACAACUCAAUCAGAACAAGAUAAUCCCGAGACUAUUACUCCCGUAAGCCAAGAAGAAGAUGAACUUUCUAAAGUUAAACUUCCGCGAAAAUUGCCCUCAAUAAUAGACAUUAAAAGAUCCAUACCAGCUCAUUGCUAUAAAUCAAGCGUGAAAACGUCACUUUAUUUCGCAAUCAAAGAUGUUGUAUUGAUUAUUGUGUUAUAUUUCAUAGGCGAAUUACUCUUAAAGUAUUUACCCUUAUGGGCUAUAGUAAUUACAGCACCAUUGUUUUGGUUUAUUCAAGGUACUAUUUUUACUGCCUGUUUUGUAAUUGGUCAUGAUUGUGGUCAUGGAUCAUUCUCCAAUUAUGAUCUAGUCAAUGAUACCGUGGGUACAAUCAUGCACGCUUUCCUGAUGACUCCAUAUUUUGGAUGGAAAAUCUCUCACAAAAACCAUCACAAGAAUACUGGUAACAUUGACAAGGAUGAAGUUUUUUAUCCUAUCCGAAAGAAGUUGUCUACUCCAGGACCUUCUUUACCAGGUUUCGGGCUGGCUCUAGGGUAUUUCGGGUAUCUAGUAUUUGGAUAUGAACCACGUCCAGUUCAACACUAUAACCCGUUCCAGAAACUUUACGUGAAACACGUUCUUGGCUGUUGCAUAUCCCUGGGCUGUCUGUGUUUCUGGAGCUGGUGUCUGUACAGUUAUGUGAUGAGUGAGGGCAGCGUAAAGUUGUUUUAUCACUAUAUUGUUCCAUUAUUUAUAUUCGGAUCUUACACCGUCAUCAUCACCUUUUUGCAUCACACCGAAGAGGAUAUCCCAUGGUACUCUGACGAAAAAUGGGAUAACGUACGGGGACAGCUGAGUUCUGUUGACAGACAUUACGGUAUUGUUCAUGACGUUCUACACAAUAUUACCACCCAUCAGAUACACCAUUUGUUCCCAAAAGUGCCCCAUUAUCAUCUGGAGGAAGCUACCAGGGCUUUCCGGGCAGCUUACCCAGAGCUAGUCAAUAUACGAACUGACAGAGCACUUCCAGCAUUUUGGAGGAUGUUCAAGAAGUAUGCCAAACAAUCAGUCAUUCCUAACGAUACUCAGGUUUACCUUUACAAAUAAAUUUUAAAAAUCCCCGCACAACAGCAGUACAAAAACAGACUUAGGUAGAAUGAGAGGCAGUUUAUUCAUCUUCAUAACGUUUCAGAUUAAAAGACGCUUUAUCAAAUUAUAAUUGUCGUUUAAUUAGUUUAGCCAUGGUAAAGUACGAUAUAAAUAGUUGAUGUAUGUACUUAAUUUUAUAAUUGAUUCUAUUUGUUCCUACAAUAUAUGAGCAGGUAACUUAUUAAUGAUACUCAUUCUGUCCUAGUCAACGUCUAGGAUAUUGUCCCUCAUGAAUUAUUGUUUUGUAUAUUAAUAAUACAUGUAGGUGUUUUCACCGAAUAUAUCUGAAACUAUAACAUUGAGCAAUAGUUUGAACUUGGAUUUCUACGCUGCAGAGUGUAAUGAUCAUUUUUGAAGUCAUUCGUCACCCAAAUCAUUAUUAUGGUGCGGUUUAUACAUUUUCGUUUGAAAAGUCUUUUACCGGAGGGUAGUUUUUACUUUAUGAAUGAAAAUGUAGUAAAAGGGAUUCUUGUUGGCUAAUAAAGUGUUGUUUUUUUCUUCGAGCAAUCUGGUCAAAUAAAACACUGUAUAGUAGAUAUGAAUACAUUAAAAUAUUGUUUGUUACGAAAUUAUUGUGUGAUUGGGCGAUGAUGAGUGUUCUUUGUAUGAUAUAUAACAUUUUAAACAAGAUUUGUAAUUGUCAAACGUUUCAUAUCCCGGUGCUUUGUGUCCAACGGCAUAACGUGUGUAUGAUUCAUUUUAAUGUUGUUUAGUAUUUCCUGUCUUAUUUAUGGAUAUAUUUGCAUAUUUACCGUGUCACUGUUUAUAACAAUUACCCCCCCCCCCCCACCUUGUGGCGAUUUUAAAUAUUAAAUGGGUCCAACUGUUUGUCACAUCUCUUUGGAACACAAUAAUCUUAUGUCUAGUUAAGGUAAUACUCAGCAUGGGUAUAGGUAUUCAUUGGCUAAUAAAUGCUCAGGAUAACGUUGAUUCUAAUUGAAUGAGAGAUGUAGACCUACACUUUCAUUACAUCAAAACCUUAACUACAAGUUCAGUAAGUUCCCGACUCGGCUAAUUGCUCAAGACUGUGAGACACGUUAAACUAUGGAAAAAUAACGUUGCCAAUAUUAUUAGUUCAAUGAUCACGAUGCAAAAUGCAUAUGUCAGCAAUUCAAAAUACAUAUUUAUUUUUAGUUUUACAAUUUUCCAUUUGCAUUGCUCCACAAUACCAAUGCCACGGUGUUGAAAUACAGAAUACACUUUUCAAAAAUACAAAGUAUAGUAUAAUAGUUAUUUUUCACAUUAAACUUUUCCAUUCUGUAUUUUGCAUAAUAGACAAAUGCAUAACAGAGCUUAGCAUAAUUAGACCGUAUACAUUAUAUAGAAUCUACAACGAACCUUAUUUGCAUAAGCAACCGAUCUGCAGGAAGCGGCCGAGCUCAAGCUGGCAUACAAUAAUUCGACUUACCAUGCCAAUCUGUUUCACAGAGAUCUUUUAAUAUCUCUGUAACAGAUGACUGUUUCGACACGUGACGUCCAAUCAUUGGCUCAAUAGCGCGUGCAUUGUUUACAUAAGACGUUACUGAUUCGGGCUAAAUGGUGAAUUUUACUUGUUUUAAUACCCAUUUACACUAAAUAGGAAAUGAUUUUUACCAACAAACAAUUCAAACGUCUGUAUUUAUUUUUCUAAUAAAUGAAAACAUUUAAUUUGACGGAAGAAAAAAGUUAAUAUUUGGGACUCAUUAAGUUGCAUCGAUGUCAUCCUUAUCAGUGAUUGUAGAGGCCUAGCGAAAAUUCACCGCUGAUCAGUGCGUUACCAUGCAAUGAGGGAGAAUCAAGCUAGCAUGCAAUAAGGAAUUCGCUGGAUGAACAUGACUUCAGUAAAAUCAUGCGCUCAGCUUUCGAUAGGCCCCACAUUUUUAUGCGUCAACAUUCAUAAUGUGGACGUACUGUGCCGUCGCCCCAGUCUGUAUGUGUGUGUGUAUGUAUGUGUGUCUGUGGGUCGCCUACAAGGCAAAAUUCUUUAUGGAUUGUCUUGAAACUUUGCAUUUCCUUAUACCAGUGGUUCUCAACCUUUUUUUGCCAAAGGCACACCUUGGAACACAUGAACAAAUAACGGCACAACUGGCUAAAUAUAUAUGAAAAAUAUUUGAAUUUUGCAAAAUAAAAAACAUGGUAAAUCAGACGGAAUACAACGGUAGACAGAGACUAGUCAUAGACACAUAGAAUAACUCAAACUAAAUAAAGAAAAACAUAGCUAUGAACUUAUCAGUAGACACCACUACCAGUGAACAUUCAAUUGGAAUCACGUGAUUUUUUACAUUUUCUCACUGUGCCGUUCAAAAUUCCGAGGCACACCUAAAGGCCACAAUGUUUAAUGGAUCGUCUUGGAACUUGAAAUAAGUAUUCCUUAUAGCCUAAGGACGGCAACUAUUGAUUUUGGUGCAAUAUCCCGAUUCAGGGGCAGAGCCACGCCCAUUUUUUGUGUUUAUCGUAUACUGGCCGCAAUUCUGAUGGGAUCAUCCUCAAACUUGGUAUAUGUAUUCCGUAUAUCGUAAGGGCGGCAACUAUUGAUUUUGGUGCAUGUCCCGACCAGAAGGACAGAGCCACGCCCAUUUUUGUGUUUAGCGUCUGAAGGCCAUAAUUCUGAAUGGAUUAUCUUGGAACUUAUUCCUUAUACCCCAAGGACGGCAACCAUUGAUUUCGGUACAUGGUCCGUCUCCCUAGGGCGGUGCCAUACCCACUUUUUAUGCGCCCACAUUUUCAUGUGGACGUAUUAUGCCGUCGCCCCUGUCCGUCCGGACGUCUGGACGUCCGUCCGUCCACAAUUUGUUUGUGGACACUCUAGAGGUCACAAUUCUUAUCCGAUUUUGACGAAACUUGAAAUAUGGGUUUAUCUCCAAAAGAUCUCGACUGCUUUCGAUAUUGGCAUGUAUCGGAUUGAAACUUCAUGGAUUAUGGCUCCUGUUUGUACGAAAAAUCACGUUUUUAGCGUGUGGACCCAAUAGAGGUCACAAUUUUUAUCCGAUUUUGUUGAAACUUGAAAUGUAAGUUUAUAACCCAAAGAUCUCGGUUUCUUUCGAUAUCGCGCAUAUCGGACCAUAACUUCCUGAAUUAUGGCCCCUGAUUGUACGAAAAAUCGCGUUUUUAGCUUGUGGACCCUAUAGAAGUCAUAAUUUUUAUCUGAUUUAAAAACCUGUAUUAUUAUAUCACCGUUACACCCUAAGGACGACUGAGUUCGAAUUUCGUGAAAAUAGGCCAAAAAUUGACAGACAAAAUGACCGCUGUUCGUUCUCAAAUAGCGUAAGAAUAUGGUAUAUCAAGGUUGUGGACCCUAUAGAGAUCACAAUUUUUAUCCGAUUUUUUUGAAACUUGAAAUGUAAGUUUUUAACCCAAAGAUUUCGGUUCCUUUCGAUAUUCGCGCAUAUAGAACCAUAACUUCCUGAAUUAUGGCCCCUGAUUGUACGAAAAAUCGCGUUUUUAGCUUGUGGACCCUAUAGAAGGCAUAAUUUUUAUCCGAUUUAAAAAAGCGUAUUAUUAUAUCACCGUUACACCCUAAGGACGACUGAGUUCGAAUUUCGUGAAAAUCGGCCUAAAAUUGACAGACAAAAUGGCGGUUCUCAAAUAGCGUAAAAAAUAUGGUAUAUCAAGGUUGUGGACCCUAUAGAGGUCACAAUUUUUAUCCGAUUUUAUUGAAACUCGAAAUGUAAGUUUAUAACCCAAAGAUCUUGGUUCCUUUCGAUAUUCGCGCAUAUCGGAUCGUAACUUCCUGAAUUAUGGCCCCUGAUUGUACGAAAAAUCGCGUUUUUAGCUUGUGGACCCUAUAGAGGUCAUAAUUUUUAUCCGAUUUAAAAAAAACAUAUUAUUAUAUCACCGUUACAACCUAAGGACGGCUGAGUUUGAAUUUCGUGAAAAUCAGCCCAAAAUUGACAGAUAAAAUGGCCGCCGUUCGUUCUCAAAUAGCGUAAAAAUAUGGUAUAUCAAAGUUGUGGACCCUAUAGAAGUCACAAUUUUUAUCCGAUUUUGUUGAAACUUGAAAUGUAAGUUUAUAACACAAAGAUUUUGCGUUUUUUUGUCUACAGGCUAAAAUUCUGAAUCUGAAUGGAUCAUCUUGGAACUUGGCAUAUUUAUUCCUUAUAUCGUAAGAAUAGCAACUAUUUAUUUUGGGUGCAUGUCCCGAUCCGCAGGGGCCGUGUCACACACUUUUUUUUAAAAAAAAAGUACCAUAUGAAUCAAAGCAGGAAUGUGGACGUAUAUAGCAGCGAUAUCGAUGCUCUCGUUACUGUGAAUGUGAGUACCACCCCUUCUUCUGACCUUGUAAAUUGAUCGCGUAAAUAAUUAAUUUCCGUCUGCAAAUAAGGUUCGUUAUAGAUUCUAUAUGUUCUAAUAUGUUCAGUUCUAUUAUGCAUUUGUCUAUACUGCAAAAUGCAGAAUGGAAGAGUGUAAUGUGCAAAAUAACUAUUAUACUGUAAUUUGUAUUAUUUAGUGUAUUAAGAGUGUAUUAUCGUUACUAAUUAAAUAUUAUUUACGUACAUAUUUCCACAUUUUUAUCUUGUCGUUAUGAUAUUUUUACAACAUAAAAUAUCAAAAGACCAUCAAAACAUGACCAGUAUGACUUUAGGCCAUUCAGCGAGUCGACAUAUUUUUGCUGACUUUAUAAAUCCAGCCCGACCUUCAAUAAUUGAAAUGGAUGCAAUGAUCGGAAUACGGCUGCUUCUAAUGUACCAGUCAAAAAUUUUGAUAUAUAAAAAUCAAUCCGAUACAAAUACAAUCAAUGAAAGUGGAUCUAAUUGAAACUAUUGUCAUUCGAUUAGAUCGUAAGAAGCAUGAUCUCUUUGAUUAAAGGGCUUAUGGCUCUAUUCUUUGGAACCUUAAAAUAGACGAAAUGGGUCUAAAAGCACAUGGAUGUACAUUAUAUAAUAUGAUUUAUAUUAUGGAUAUUAUGUUCAAAUAUACUUAUUAUGUGAUUUCUUAUGAAUUAAAUUAUCUUCACGUCA